Chelmon rostratus (copperband butterflyfish) is the source of this 3484-nucleotide messenger RNA. RefSeq names its product caseinolytic mitochondrial matrix peptidase chaperone subunit B (gene clpb). Gene Ontology annotation, cellular component: cytoplasm; mitochondrion. Lineage: Eukaryota; Metazoa; Chordata; Actinopteri; Chaetodontiformes; Chaetodontidae. The transcript has 16 exons. Gene Ontology annotation, molecular function: ATP hydrolysis activity; ATP binding; protein binding. The record is from RefSeq and is a predicted model, not a curated record. Gene Ontology annotation, biological process: cellular response to heat. Bases 196 to 2229 code for a protein of 677 amino acids.
GACAUCCAGGCAACGAUGAGGUGAAGCAGUUGUUGUCGUCUCGAUGGUUGUGAUUAGCUGCCUGUAAAUCGAAGUGUAACGGCUGUUGCAUCGGAAUUAACGCGGUGUCCCUGGCCUGUAGGGUACCUGUUCCGCUCCGGAAUUAGUCAGACUGAGGGUUUCUUCCCCCGCUUCGCUUGCGGUGAGUUUAUCGCCAUGUUAUCAUCUGUUCCCACCAGGCUAUUUGCGCGAAGGUCGCGCAGCCUGUCGCCGUGCAGCCGCGUGCUCCAGACCAGCGCAAACGGUGCCGCGUGCCAGGGCAUCCGCGAGACACCGGCGGAGACCAACCGCAACCCCAUCGUGUCCACCUCCCGAGUGUCUAGAAGGGGAAUUUUGGCUGAGGAGACCGCUGGUACGAGUGUGAACCCAUCGGUGCAGUACCACCACCUCGCCCAUAGGUGGCUGUCCAACCUUCAGAACCGCCGCAGCUCCUGGGCGGCUCUGGCCAGCAGAGGGCGCAACAACAACCACUACUGGGAGGAGAGUGGGCAGGGCGGCGGAGAUGAGGGCCGGGGAGCAGGUGGAUCCAGCCGUGCAGGUGUAGCGUCUGCCGGUGUGCUGUCUGCUGCUGCCGUGGCAUUCUGCUUGAAGAAAGAUUCAGAUAACAAAGGUGAUGCUCUACUGGACGCAGCGAGGACCAAUAACUCUCAAGAUGUAGCCAGGCUGUUAAAAGAGGGGGUUGACCCAAAUCACCGGCACCGCUUGGGCUGGACCGCUCUCAUGGUGGCUGCCAUGAACCGACAGCACAGUGUGGUGAAGGUUCUGCUGGAAGCCGGCGCCGACCCAAAUGCCGGAGAUCACUUCAACAACGUUUACGACACCUCACGGGAGAAGGGCAUCCACUCGCUGGAAGUCCUCGUGUCCAGAGAGGACGAAUUCAGCAGCAGGCUCAGCAGCAGGGCCGGCUUCCGCGCCUGCACGGCGCUUCACUACGCCACGCUGGCUGAUGACCCGCACACCGUCCGCAUGCUGCUGGAAGCCGGUGCCAACCCCCUGCAGACCAAUGGUUUGGGACACACAGCACGGGCCUAUGCUAAGGAGGGAGACGUGAGCACAGUGCUGCAGGAGUGGGAAGGCAAGUUCCAGGAGGCGCAGGCUCGGCGGGAGGCGGAGGAGAGGAGGAGAUUCCCCCUAGAGAGGAGGCUGAAGGAGCAUAUCAUCGGACAGGAGGGGGCCAUCAAUACUGUGGCCUCAGCCAUCAGGAGGAAGGAGAACGGUUGGUACGAUGAAGAGCAUCCUCUCGUAUUCCUCUUCCUCGGCUCGUCGGGAAUUGGAAAGACAGAGUUGGCCAAACAGGUGGCCCGCUACAUGCACAAGGACAUCAAAAAGGGUUUCAUCCGUAUGGACAUGUCCGAGUUCCAGGAAAAACACGAGGUGGCGAAGUUCAUCGGCUCCCCGCCGGGAUACGUAGGACAUGAGGAAGGGGGUCAGCUGACCAAGCUGUUGAAGGCGUGUCCCAACGCCGUUGUCCUGUUUGAUGAAGUAGACAAGGCCCACCCUGAUGUCCUGACUAUCAUGCUGCAGCUCUUUGAUGAGGGUCGCCUCACAGACGGAAAGGGGAAGACCAUUGAAUGCAAAGAUGCAAUCUUCAUCAUGACAUCAAACGUUGCCAGCGAUGACAUCGCCCAGCACGCACUGCAGCUUCGCCAGGAAGCUGAGCAGGUCAGCCGCAGAAAGCUGGCCGACAACCUCGAGGAUGUACAGAAAAGGGAUGACAUCAAAAUCUCCCGACAGUUUAAAGAAUCAGUGAUUCGACCAAUCCUGAAGGCUCAUUUCCGGAGGGACGAGUUUCUCGGUCGGAUCAAUGAAAUUGUAUACUUCCUGCCAUUCUGUCACUCAGAGCUGCUACAGCUGGUCAGCAAAGAGCUCAACUUCUGGGCCAAGAAGGCUAAGCAGCGCCAUGACAUCACUCUUCAGUGGGAUCGCACAGUCCUUGACCUGUUGGCGGGCGGGUAUAACAUGCAUUACGGAGCACGCUCCAUCAAACACGAGGUUGAGCGCCGGGUCGUCAACCAGUUAGCCGCAGCGUACGAGCAGGAGCUGCUGCCCAAAGGCUGCACCCUGCGCCUGUCCGUCCAAUCGGAGGACCAGGAGGAGCGGAGUGCACCCAGUCUGCGCCUCGAAGUGGUGGGAGAGGACAGCUCAUCGAGAACGCUGGACAUCCGUCCACCGCUCAGUCCUGAACACUGACAGAGUGCACAGAAACACAGAGGAUAUAUGCAGAUGUGUAUGCACACCAUAUCAUCAUCAUCAUCAUCAUCAUCAUCAUCAUCAUCAUCAUCAUCAUCAUCAUCAUCAUCAUCACUGUGUCAGGAGGAUGGAUGGUUCUUGAUGGCUGGUACAAAUAAAAACACCUUUGAUAAACACAUCACUGCCUCUCUGUUUCAACACACACAUGCAGUAACAACAUGCCAACUUUUCCACGAUAUGCAGUCCACUAUCUGCCAACAGUGAGCCGGAAACGGAAAAUCAUCCAACUAGACCUUUAACGUUUCUUACAACAGACUUUCAUAUCAGCUGGGACUAUUAUCAAGAGGACUAAAUGUGUUGUAUAUGUGGCUUCAGUGUGCCUGUGCAGCUUCAACAACUUCAUCAGCAUCAUCAACAUCAAACAUCUCAUCAUCAGUCACCUGAAGCAUCGCAUCAGCUGAAAAAAAAACAAAGCUUUGCUGCAUUAUGUUAGUGGUAGCAGCAACUUAGCUGUGACACUGUGAUAAGCUAAUGUUCACUUCGUAGUUAGGACACUGAAAGCAGCCAAAAUCUCUCAUAUUUAUUAAAGAUCUAUGUACGUUAAGUUAAUGGCAAUGAAUAGUGGUACACUGAGGAUGAAUGGCAGUUUGGGGGGCGGUUGAGCUGUUGCAUGAUUUGGCAGAGACGAGGGAUGUCACAUGGAAAACGAUCUAAAUGGAUAUUGAUCGGAGGACAUUAACUGGUAGCGAAACUUUCAUCUCCUAAAUACCAAGUAAUCCGAUUAAAAAAUGACAACUGUUUUGCCAAAGUUGGGUGAGUAACAGCCGCUUUGUCCGCUUGCUGUGAAGGAAGAGGAAGUAUUAAUGACCAAAGAUUGUUGCCUGUUUGUUCACUUUUAAUCUCACUUCAGUGAUGAAUGUUUGCAAACAACCUGCUCAUUCGUUUCGUUUUAGUGAAGGAUGUGUUAGCGGAGAAACACCAAGCAGAGACGUCGAGCCCAUUUGAAUGAUGGGUAAUAUAACUGCCUCGUGAAUUGUCUCCAUUGAUGCAUGUUGAUGUGAAGAAGUCUCGUCUGUCACGACAGCGCGCUCUGCUGCUGUACAGUGUGUGACGUUCAGAGAAAUUUAGAGUCGUAAAGAAAUAAUAUUCAAAGUGUUGUCUCAUAAAUGUUUGAACAGCAUGUUGACAAGGCGCCAAAUGUAAUCCAGCGACAUUUCUCAUCCUUGUGUCUCAACAUGUAAAUAAAGUCGUCACA